CAGGUCACACGUGACGUCAAGGUCUAAACAAAGAUGAAAGGAGUCAGCUGGAGUUAAACUUUGCCAUGUGAUUUUAGGCAAACUCUGAGUGAUAUUCUUGACAAAAACUUUUGUAAAGGUGAAGACUACCGUGUCAUGCAAUCACUUGCACUGGGAUGGCGAUUGCUGUCCCGUGCGAUAGUCUCCGGAAUUCAUAAUGAGUUUCAACUUAAACCUCGUGCGAAAGUGAAAGGACCUGUUCAAUUUGUGACUGGGUGUUCGGGCUUCUCAAAGUCAGUUACUAAAACACCUAAUUUUAAAAACUGGUCUUUUGGUGACGACGCAUAUUUCGUAGCUAAAAAUACAAGUUAUGAUGUUAUAGGUGUUGCUGAUGGUGUUGGUGGCUGGAGGAAUUAUGGGAUAGAUCCUGCAGCAUUCCCAAGAACAUUAAUGAAUAUAUGUGAACGGGUUGUGGUAGAAGAUCGUUUAAAUUUAAGCUCUCCUGUCAAGGUUAUAGAAGCUAGUUACCAGGAAUUACUAGAACAAAAGACACCAUUAAUUGGUAGCAGCACAGCGUGUAUAGUUGCCUUAAAUCGUGAAGAGAGACGGGUGUAUUCAGCAAACCUAGGCGAUAGUGGUUUCCUUAUUAUACGUGAUGGAGAGAUAGUCCAUCGGUCAGAGGAACAGCAGCAUUAUUUUAAUACUCCAUUCCAGCUGGCUGUAGCCCCUCCCAGUCAACAAGGUCUUGUCUUGAGUGACAGUCCAAGUAUGGCAGACAGUUCAUCAUUUCCUGUAGAAGAAGGGGACGUAAUCAUGUUGGGAACAGAUGGCUUGUUUGACAAUUUAUCAGAAGAUAUGUUGUUACGUCAUAUUUCAGAUUUACAGGACCAUAAACCAGAAAGUGUUCAGCAGACUGCCAGUUGUAUAGCAGAAGAAGCACAUUUGUUGUCCUUUGAUGAAAAUUAUCUAUCACCAUUUGCUUUAUCAGCAAUCGACAUGGGAAUAGACUUUAUUGGUGGGAAACCAGACGAUAUCACUGUAGUUAUAGCCAAAAUUACUAGUUUUUCUGACAGUAUAUAAUACUUAUGUUAGGAGCUGUUAAAACUUAUCAUCAUCAAGACAAUAUGCAACAAUUUCCUGAGGGAUUGCCACAUAAAGAGUUUGUUCUAGGAGCUGUGUAAACUUUUCAUUAUCAAGACAAUAUGCAACAAUUUCCUGAGGGAUUGCAACAGAAAGAGUUUGUUCUAGGAGCUGUGUAAACUUUUCAUCAUCAAGAUAAAAUUUGCAACAAUUUCCUGAGGGAUUGCCACAGGAAGAUUUUGUUCUAGGAGCUGUGUAAACUUGAUAUCAUUAAGAUAGAAUAUGCAAAAUUUUCCUGAGGGAAUGCCACAGAAGGCUUUCUUGGAUUAAUGAUAUUUUUGUAGAGUUUUUUCGCUGGUUUAAUGUGCUUUAACUUCUAGUUUCAAAGUUGUAAUUUUUGUAGUUUCUAGAACUUUGACCGUGCAAGAUAUUUUUGUUAGAUGAUAACCUUUCUAAGUUUUGAAUUGGUGGUUCAUAAUUUUUAUUUAAUAUAAACUAAAUUUCUUGACAAAAAUGAAAUAUCUAUAUUAUUGAAAUGUAAAUAAUCAACAUCGUUAACUACCUAGAAAGAAAGUGACUAUAAUCAACAUCGUUUACUUACUAGAAAGAAAGUGACUAUAAUCAACAUCGUUUACUAACUAGAAAGAAAGAGACCAAAUGCUAUUUUUGUUGUUCAGUUUUCCUUUUUCAAGUAAUAUUUUUACUUUCACUACUUUGUAACAGUAAUGAAAUUGUAGCUACUUGUUUCUACAAUGACUGACUAAUAGUUUUCUACCUCGUGAAAUCAGCUGGUACUGUAGUACUUACACAGUUGCAAUAGUUGUGUAAAGACCAAUGUAAAUUUUUACCCUUUGUUUUUUUAAUAAGAAACUGUGUGCAGAGUUUUUACUAAAUACUUUAAAACUUGGUUUAACUUGGUUUAAUGCCAAAGACUGGAAACCCAGUUAUUUAACAAUGAUCAUAAUCCUUACAUGUUUUAAUGUCUUGAAAGUCAAAAGAGUUUGUUGCAAAUGAACCGUGCCAAUUGAUUGUGGCAGUAGCCGAAACAGAUAUUUGUAGUUUUCAGUAAUGUAUAUGAGCAAUCUAUUGCAUUUAAUGUGUGGAUUGUUGCAUAUUAUAUAUUUGCAAGAGAGGGGGUGCUAGUACAAUAAAUCAUGUCUUUCAUAUUUCUUUUCUUUAUCAAUAGAGUAUAUAUAUUGAUCUUUGUAGACUGUAGAACCUGUAAUUAUGUAAUAUUUUGCUGCUCUGUUUUUUGUUUUUGCUUUAAUUGUUGUAAAUAUUGUAUUUACAUAUUUUAUUACACAUUUUUUUAUGUACAAUAUCCAAUAAUUGUUCCAUUUGAUUUUUUACAUUUUAAAGCAUUGUACACUAAAACUUGAUGGGAACUGUAUUGAAACAUCAUGUUAUAUUCUGAUAUUAUUAAGAUAUUUUAGUUUCAAAGUAAUCACAGAUCUUACUUUAAAGAACUUGGGUAUUUGAAAUUAUAGUUGUUACUUAAUAAAAGAAAAUGAGAUAAUUCUGAUAGAGCUUUAAUUUUGAAAUUGGGUUAAAAGAUAUUUUUAGGGGGUCUGAAGGCACUUUUAUUUUCCAUGCCAUGUGUAAAAUUUUAAUGGAUUAUUUCCUAUUUGUUAUUAAACUAUUUUUCUGAAAUAGUCACCAACCUUCAGAUUUGAAUAGAAGUUCCUUCUACACAAUCAAUGCUGGAACAGCCCCUAGCUUUAAAUGCCAAAACUAAAUUUUAUUAGAAUUACCUCAAUUUUUAUUUGACCACAAGUUUUAAUACUCAGAAACAAAAAAUUCUCCAAUGAAUGAUAUGAAAGUUGAGGCAGCAAAACAAUAUGAAUUCACAGCGCAAUAUGAAAUGCAGCAUGCUGUUCUCAUGAAAAUGAUAUAUACAGUCUCAGAACUGAUUAUUUCUAAUGCUCCAAAAAUUUCUUUUGAUGGAAAAUUGCUGUAAGUCAGGGAUAUAAAAGAGUUUGCUUUGUUUCAUCAAUUUAUUUUUGUCUUUAAAAACUCAAUUUUUAUUUGUUACAAAAAAGUGAACAUGUUUUGAUAGUUUCUGUUAAAUGUAUAAAGAUUUCUUUAGACUUGGGACGAUUAAAAGCUUGAUAUGUUGUAUAGCUAUCUGUUGUUGAAGAUUUUAUCUUGCUGUAGAUGUCUUAUAAAAAAAUUGUGCCAUUGGGUUGCUGUCCCUUUGACUUAUACCCCUCUUCUCCUUUUGUUUGAAUAAACAAUCCAGAAUUUUGCUUUAAUUGAUAGAUAGUGAUCUCAGGGAAUUUACAAUUCCAAUUUUUAUCUUAUGUAAAUGUUCAUGUCAUGUUCAUGUAAUUACCAGGGUAUACAAUGUAGUUAACUGAUAACACAGAUUCUUAUCAUUUUUUCAAAGUAUGAAAAAAAACACAAAUAUUUAAAAAAAAAAAAUCAAAAAAAAAUCAAAAUAACAAAAAAUUAUAGAAAAAGAAAUAUAAAAAUACAUUAAUACAAAUAGGUGAUUUUAUAAUUAAAAAAAAAGUAGAAAAAAUAAAAGAAUGUAUCUGUUUUUGAUUUUUGUGCAGUAAAUCUGAUAGAGUCACAGUGUGUACUUCAGAUCACCAGUUUUUAAAACUUUAAUACUAAUAGUUUUUGUCUCAUCUUCAGAAAGUAGUAGUAAACCAACUAAUUUUCUCCAGGACUUCUUUUUGCAUUUAACCCUUUUUAACACACUUUGCGACAAUUUAACAGUUUUUCAAACAGUAAUGAUGUAUUCAUAUACGAGAGGAACCUAGUUUCACAAAUUUGCUUUAUUUUUUCAACUUGCAAAAGUCACAAAUAUACAUUGCUUGCAAAAAAUUUGUUGGUUUACAGUAUUUAGUUAUAGUCAAUAAUGCAAGCACGACAAUAUCAUGUUUUAGACCUUGUUAGUUUAAGUUAAAAUUAAAAUGUAGAGAUAGUUUUAGUUAAAGGUUCAAAUUUGUCCUGUUAAAAUAAAUUUGUGAUAAUGAAAUUGUCAUUGAUUUUUUGUUUAGGAAAGUAAUAAAUUUAUCACCAUUGAUUUAAAUAAUCGAGCAGCACAUGCACAAAAUUAUUAUUUUUACAGAAAAAAAAACCCAACAGAUAUUUAUAAUGUUACAUGGUGUACACUUUGAUGAUCAUUCAUAUUUUUGUUUACUGUUUUAUAUGUAUUUAGAAUCUUCGGGUAUAAAUUGUUUUCACUUGUUUUGUUUUUAAAUGUCUGCAUGUCAAAUUCCAUUCUUGAAUACAUUAAAAUCCAUUUCUUGAUGAACUUAUAUUGUAAAUAUUUUAGGUAGUUGUACAUAUUUCACUUAGAUUUGAUGUAGAUAUUUUUAUCUUAGAAGAGUGGCCUCUUAAAUAAUUAGUUGCAAUUUUUUUGUAUUGAUUCUUGCACAUUUUGUAUUAAAAUAAAGUUAAUAUAUUAUAAAUCAGCAAAUGAUGUAUGGUACUUUGUGAUGAUUUUGAAAGUUAAUUUGUUUAUAUGUUAAUUAUUUUGAAUUUUCUUCUAGACAAUACUUCUUUUAACAAAUGUGAUAUUACUGAUGAGGGUGGACACAUUUUUCAGUAUUUUUAACAAGAAUGUAUGUAAUAAAGGUAACAGGUAUGGUAAUUGGUGAUCUCACUGAUUUUUAUAACAUUUUGCAUGCAGCUUGAACAUGUAGAAAUGUAUAUAAAUUUUGAGACUUUAAAAAAGGAUCUGAAUUUUUUUAAGACUACCACUGGAAAAGUUCUGUUAGAACUAAACGUGUAUUGUAAAUAGGAUUCACUUUGUGUGUUAAGCUGUGUUUUCUUGAAUGUUGUGUGAAUUUUUGUGUACUAAAAAAGUGUGCCAUUAUCCCAAGUGUUUGUGUAAAUGAUUGUUGUCAAUGGUUAUAUGUGUAAGACAGAAAAUUCUGAAAAUAAAUGUGUUAUUUGUUUUCAAUUAGGUGGUAAAGUUUCUCAUUAUGUCUUUUAAAGUAAGAUAAAAAAAAUUGACUUUUAUAUUACUGUGUUUUUGGGAAAAUCUUAAAAACCAAGGUGCUUGCUCACUCAGACAAAGUUAACCCUAGAUGGAUUUGACUUUCUUUUCAGGUCCCUUUUGGUCAUAUAGUUACAGACAGGUUUAGUAAUUUUAUAUCCCUGGAUUUCAAAUGUUCAUGUGUAAGGGUUCCGGAUGAAGGUAAAUCCAGAAAAGCACUUAAGAUGCAGCAAAUUUAUUCUCUAGGUUUUUUCAAAACACUUUAUCAUAUAUUAAGGAUUUUUUGCAACAAGUUCAAGUGGCUGAAAGUUGAUGUUUUCAUUUUUCUUCAACAGUCCAUAGAUUGGUUUAAAACCUUGACCGUAUGCACUUAGAAAAUUAUAUGUUGAAUCAUGUAAUAUGACAAAGAAUAAACAGAAAGGUAUUUCAAAAGAAAAUAAGUACUUUUGAAAUGAACCUUUUAUGUCAAGUCACAUGCUAUUGUUACUUAUCAGUUAAGUUUUAUACAAGAGAACAUUCCUUGAUAUCAGUAGCUGUAGCUUUGGUAAAAUUUGUAAAGCCUUUAGUUGAAAAAAACAGGAGCUAUUGUUUAUUAGUUUUAAAGAGGAGAUUGAAACUCAUUUUUUUGAAUGAGCUUAAUUAAAAUUUGUUGAUGUUAUUAUCAUUUAGUUUUAUUUCCGAGUUAUUUAGAAGCAAAAUUUUUAUUGAAUUCAUCAUGUUUUAAAUUCCAUUACAAAUGCACUUAUCUGCAUCCAAUAUUAUUGAUUACAUUAAGGGACUUGUCACAGAUUAUUUUUUUUAGGUACAUUUUUUUUACUAUUUGAUGUCAGUUGACUUCACUUUCUGUCUCAAAUAUACAUAUAUAUAUAUUAUGUAAAUACAUAAAAUCAUUCUUUUAAUAUUUUGAUUUUUUCUGUAGUAAGCUAUUUAUUAAAAAAAUAACAACAGCAGUUGUGUUGAAUUUGGUAUUAAAUCCAGUUUUCUGGUUAAACAACCAAAUCAAAAAUUCUUUUGCAUUUAGGGUGUGUGCUACUCUGAUUUUCAAAUUAACCUCAUGUUUUGCCCCCUCCCCUCUUCCCUGACUUAUUUUGUUUUUACCUAGGCAGUGCCAUAAAAAACCAAAAUUUCCCCAUAUUAAACAAAAGCAUGUACCUCAAAUUUCCUCCAGACAAAAUAUUUUCAAUUCUGAUCAUUUCUAUCACAUUUUAUAUACAGUUAACCAUUAUUUUUUGGGGAUACAUUACUUAUUGAAAAUCAAGAGACAUCAUAUUUCCACCAACAAUAACGGAUUUCAAAAUGUUUGAAUCAAUAUACCUAUGUUCCCAUAAUUUGAUAUUUAAUCAUUCUUUGUCCUUUAUUCUCGAGUAAGGGAAAAUAACAGAAAUGUUAUUUUGAAUAUUAGUUGCACCCUUAAAAGUUUAAAUAUGACAUUAUAUGAAUCAUUGUAAUUAGCUAUUGUAUUAAAACAUCAUUUUUUUAAUAGAAUGUUGAAUAUAGGGUCCAUCUGAAAGUUAAUGAUUGAAAUAAGAUGUAUUAUAUUGUAAAGACAGUUUUAUAACAGCCAGUUUGAAUGUAUAGGAGUUGUUAACAAAAUAUCUCCCAGAUAAAAUAAUAUUUUCACAAAAAUGUAAAGGGUGUAAAAAAACUCAUCAUAGAUACCAGGAUUGAAAUUUUGUAUUUGCGCCAGACUACGUUUGGUCUACAAAGGACUCAUCAGUGACGCUCAAAUAAUAAAAAGUUAAAAAGGCCAAAUAAAGUACGAAGUUAAAAAUAACUCUUUAUUUCUUCCUGAUAUGCAUUAUUUUUUUGAUUUAAAUACUUCUGUCAGAUUUUCAGUUACAAGUUCAUUUAUUUAAAUAACUAGAAAGAAACGGGCAUUUUAUCUUUACAGAUUACGAUUUACAUAGUAUUGCUAUAAUUUUCCCUUUUCAAGAAUUUUUUUUUCAAAGUGUUCAGAAAAUAUAAAGGGAGCUUGAAAUUAACAUCCUAUAAACUUAAAACUUAGACCAGAACCUAGACUUCUAGAACACCAUUCAUAUACAAUAAAUUCUGUACUGAAGAUCCCUAAUUAAUAAGAAGAACACUUCAGCAGCUAGAGGUCAAGUAUGAUUUCAAUAUCAACAAAACAACCUUAUAAUAUAUAUUAUCUGGGAAAUAUUUUGUUAAGAUAACAUGUUUACAUUAUGUAUGAAAUAUACAGUAUUAUUCAAUGUUUAAUCAGUGUCUGUAAACAGAACGAGAACCAUGGAAUAUAUAAAGAGUAAGUAGGUCAUAGAUCUCUUUAUAUCAAUUCUUAUGAAAACCAUACUUCAAUUAUAUAUUAUGAAAGCUAGUGUUGUGCCAUUUUUUUUCUUCAGGUGACUGAUUUAACAAUAGGCUUCACAUACUGUUAAAACAAGUGUUAAUGGAUACAAAUUAAUUAACCUUAAAGGCCUUUUUUGAUGUAAUUACAAACUCUGUGAUUAGUUGAUUGAUAAAAAUGGAAUUUAAACCUGCCUUGACCAUUACAGGUCUGUGAAUGAAUUUGUAUCAAUUUGUAAAGGUGCUUAGAGAGAAACGAACACAAAAGUUGUCCAGAAAAUUAAGGAACUAAACUUAAUUGUUUCCAUAAGACUAUUACCACAUUUAGAACAAUUUAAAAAAAAAUGUUAUUUACAUCACAUUACUUAUUUUAAAUGGUAUGUAUCAUUUAAAAUAAAUCAUUUUUUUUUGUUUUUCAAAUCCCAAAUUUUAAGACAUCCUGUUCCACAGGACACAAUCUUAUCAUAGUGAUAACAGAUUAACUUGACUAAAGUUCAUCUUGGUUGGUAUUUAUUAGUUAAUUGUAAGUAAUUGAAUAUAUUUAACUGACUAAUGUUUUUCAUUUGAACAGGUGGAUCAAGAUGAUAGAAAAUGUCAAAUGUCUUGUAACAUAUUACAUAUAAAUGAAGGUUUCUAGUUAAAUUGUUAUUGUUACACCAACAUUGUAAAAAAAUAGACAUGGAUUGUUGAAAAGUAAAUAAAAAAUAUAAAUAAUUAAA
Messenger RNA from Mytilus californianus (California mussel), 8028 nucleotides. Its product is annotated as protein phosphatase PTC7 homolog. The coding region runs from base 136 to 1059 and encodes 307 amino acids. The transcript is spliced from 6 exons. The record is from RefSeq and is a predicted model, not a curated record. Lineage: Eukaryota; Metazoa; Mollusca; Bivalvia; Mytilida; Mytilidae.